This is a messenger RNA of Corapipo altera (White-ruffed manakin), 2285 nucleotides long. RefSeq names its product tRNA selenocysteine 1 associated protein 1 (gene TRNAU1AP). NCBI's taxonomy places the organism in Eukaryota, Metazoa, Chordata, Aves, Passeriformes, Pipridae. The coding region runs from base 195 to 1019 and encodes 274 amino acids. Gene Ontology annotation, biological process: selenocysteine incorporation. Gene Ontology annotation, cellular component: nucleus. The record is from RefSeq and is a predicted model, not a curated record. Gene Ontology annotation, molecular function: tRNA binding. The transcript has 10 exons.
CAGCGGCGGGGCCGGGCCGGGAGGCGGAACGCGCGGCCCCGCUGAACCCGCCGCGGGGCCUGCGGGAGCAGCAUGGCCGCCAGCCUGUGGAUGGGGGACACUGUUGAGCCUGGUUCAUGCAUGCCUGCUGGUUUUGAGUGGCAUCGACCCUCUUAAAUGAGUCUUCUUUUUGAAGUGUAAGGCUGGAGCCCUAUAUGGAUGAAAACUUUGUUUCAAGAGCCUUUGCCACCAUGGGAGAGCUUGUACUGAGUGUAAAAAUCAUUCGAAACAGGUUGACAGGAAUUCCAGCAGGCUAUUGCUUUGUAGAAUUUGCAGAUCUAGCUACUGCAGAGAAAUGUUUACACAAAAUCAAUGGAAAACCCCUUCCUGGUGCUACACCGGCGAAGCGAUUUAAAUUGAAUUAUGCAACGUAUGGAAAACAGCCCGACAACAGUCCAGAAUAUUCCCUUUUUGUGGGAGACCUGACUCCCGAUGUGGAUGAUGGGAUGUUAUAUGAAUUUUUUGUUAAAGUUUAUCCAUCGUGUAGAGGUGGAAAAGUUGUUUUGGACCAGGCAGGAGUAUCCAAAGGUUAUGGGUUUGUGAAGUUCACAGACGAGCUGGAGCAGAAGAGAGCGCUGACAGAGUGUCAGGGAGCUGUGGGGUUGGGCUCCAAACCCGUACGAUUGAGUGUGGCUAUACCAAAAGCUAACCGUGUGAAACCAAUGGAGUACAAUCAGAUGUACAACUACAACUACAACCAGUAUUAUCAACAGUAUCACAACUACUACGCCCAGUGGGGGUACGACCAGAACACGGGCAGUUACAGCUACAGUUACCCCCAGUAUGGCUACACACAGAGCACCAUGCAGACAUAUGAAGAAGUUGGGGAGGAUGCACUGGAAGAUCCCACGCCUCAGUUAGACGUCCACGAAGCAAACAAGCAGUUCAUGGAGCAGAGCGAAGAGCUGUACAAUGCCUUGAUGGACUGUCACUGGCAGCCUUUGGACACUGUCUCCUCAGAGAUCCCAGCUGUGUUAUAGCCUCGUUGCUGAGGCACUGUGUCUGUGGAAUAUCCCACCAGUGCACUCCGGACUGUUCCGCCGGAUCCCGCGGGAUCAGAGGUGACCCUUUCCCCCCCCCAGGCCUGGGACUCGGGAGUACAGGAGGACUGUGGCCCUUUUCCUGUACAGAACAAGCGUCGUAGGAGCAUCAUGGUAACCUUGACUCAUGGUGAAAAUUAGAACUGCAACAGUUUUAUUCCUUUUUGUCUUGAAAUGAACUCUUGAUACUUGUUGGGAAUUGUAAUUUAUAAACUUUCGACGAGGUGGCACAGGGGAGAGACUCUACCCCACCCUACAAUAAAAAAGUUGGUCUUUUAAGUAAAAAUUACCCCUUGCAUUUUGGUUCCUGCCCCUUUUGGUCCCUGCCCAUCUUUCUGUUUUGCUGCCCAUUCAACUUGUCUCCAGCCAUUUGGCCCAACACUUGUGAAUGUGUUACUUUUAAAAAGAAAGAUCAUUGUUGGAUGCCACUGAAAGGUCUCAAAAGGUUUCUAGUGACUGGGUAAGGUUGCUGUAACUUGAGCACGGGAUGAAAACUUGUGUUCUGGUUAAGCUAAGCUGUGAUCAUGAGCUAGAAAGUUUGGUGUUCUUAAACAGCCUACCUGAAGAGCAUUUUGGAGAGCAAAGACAGAAAGGAGUGUUAGAAAACUACAGACCAAUGCCUUUUACCUGGUGAUCUCUUGCACACCUGACUUGCUUCUCCACCUGUGUAUGAGGAAAUAAUUCCCCAUCAACCAAGCAGUUUAAAAACACUUUAACCAGCAACCAUAUUUAAAUGUUAUUUUGUGUAUCAUGCCUUUAUUUUUUUAUUGGUCUCGUUAAUGUUGAGAUUUUGUAGCGUCUUCCACUGUCCUGUCAGAGGGAAACAGAAGGUCUUGCAGCAAAAACGGGUCAGAGCAAUCUCACUGAUAUAUUGUGCAACAAAUUGUUGUGAACCUGGAAAGCAGUUUUCUACUGGAUGUUGUAUAAGCUGGGUGGACAAGCAAUAUAAAUAAGCUGAUAUUAUGUUGCAUUAGAGGUGAAAGUGAAAAUAAUAGCACUUAUGUACGUGUUAUAAGCCCUUUUCAGGCUUUUGUGCCUUAAACUCUUGGAGAAAUAGGAACAGAGAAACUACCUGUAAUAAAUGUCUAUCCAAGGAAUAGUUUGGUAACUGAAAUUGCUGCCGAGCGUUUCGUUGCCUCCCUGCCCAUGUGGAUGCAGAGAUUUGCCACAAGAUUUAAAUACUUUGAUAAAGCUACUUCUACUACA